UCGACGGUACCGGUUGUUGUUCUGUCCCGGCAGUUAUGUAGCCGUGUGAAGAGUGACGCGAACGCGAUACAGAGAGAGACGAUUUUUUUUGAUAUUAUUUACACGUUAAUUUUUAUCCGUGUGCGCGAUUCUUUUUUUUUUUUUUUUAUAACCGACACGUUUUGUUUGUUGUUUUUAUCGGUUUGGUGAAAUCAAUUACACGUUUCACAGUCGCGUUUUCAUUUCAUUUUUUUUUUUCGUGCGCCCAUAGCCGUAAAAUUAAUAAAUAAAACCAGUGCGUUUUGGUUUCAAUAUAGUGUCGUCGUCCAAAAUAAACCCACGGUCGCCUUUGUAGUAGUUUAUAAUAUUAUACCGCUGCGGUCAUUCGUUGCCGGCAGACAGUUUUUGAUUUUGAUUUUUUUUUUUUUCAUUUUCUUUUUAAUACCAUUUAUCGCGCGCGUGUCGUCUGUUCGCCCGACCGUUACCGUGUGCCGCCGGCAUGAAGGAGGUGGUGUCCGUUAACCCGACGACGCCGCCGCCGUCACAGCCGCAGCUGAUAAGGGCAAAACAACCGGGAUACCUGGACUUGACGGCCGAACAGGUGGACAGGCUGAUCAGCAAGGAGCCCAUCGAUAAGGACUACGAGGUGGAAAUCGAACCGUUCGCCAGAGGGAAAUAUGCGACUGUCCGAAGAUGUAGGGAUAGAAAAUCCGGCAAACAGUAUGCGGCCAAGUUCCUCAGGAAACGCCGGCGGAACGCUGACCUGCGACCAGAAAUUCUGCACGAGGUGGCCGUGCUCGAGGCUUGCACAUACAACAGCCGCAUAGUCAACCUAUACAAAGUGUUCGAGACCGGCACCGAAAUGAUUUUGCUGCUGGAAAUGGCACCUGGAGGAGAGUUACAAAUGGUAUUGGAUAGGGACGAAGUGCCUUCCGAGCUGGAGGUAGCUCGACUCAUGCAACAGAUACUCGACGGUCUGAACUACUUGCAUACCAUUAACGUGGCGCAUUUAGAUAUCAAGCCUCAAAACUUAGUACUGACCGCCGACUUCCCGAACUGUGAUGUAAAACUAUGCGACUUCGGCAUAUCCAGGUACCUGAGCGAAGGAGUGGACGUCCGGGAAAUCCUCGGCACGCCCGACUACGUGGCACCGGAAGUGCUCAACUACGAACCGAUCGACGUGCAAACCGACAUGUGGUCUAUCGGCGUAUUGAUGUACGUCCUGUUGACCGGAUGUUCGCCGUUCGGCGGCGACACCAAACAGGAGACGUUCUGCAACAUAUCACAGUGCAAACUCGAUUUUCCUGAAGACCUAUUUCAGGACAUAUCCGAGGAUGCCAUUGAUCUCAUGAAAAAGCUGAUGGUGAAAAACCCCAGGGAUCGCCUCACUGCCAAGGACUGCUUGGGACACACGUGGUUUCAAAGAACGUUGACCGUCAUGUCGAGAAUGCCGUCUUUCAAAGACAGUAGUAGUGCCCAAGGUAAGACGAAACCGGUGACGAACGCGGCGACAACCGUAGACGACGCCGACUUUGCCACGAAACAACAACAACAACAACAACAGUCGCAGCCGCCGCCGCCGCAACAACAGCAGAUGGCGCAAGUGAUGAUGUCCAAGAGCUGCGACAACUCGCCCAGGGCCGCGAUGAGCGUGUCCAGGCAAAAGUCGUUCAAGGACAACAUGGAGUCGCUGGUGAAGCGGAUGGAACUCGAUUUGAACACCGACGGCUGUGCCAAAGACGAAGACUUUUGCAGCAGCAACUGCGGCGGCGGCGGCGUCACGUGCCGGACGUCCAGGAGUCGAGCGCUGAGCCGGGCGAACGGCACGCAAACGAUGCCGGCGGGACUGAGCAAGGACAUUGCGCCGUUCACGUACCGCCGCGUGUACGUUGUGGACGAACCGCCGCCGGAGUAUCGGCCGCGGGCGCCGUCCACGUCGUCGUCGUCGACGCCCAACAGCAGCAGCGCGGACAACUCGUCGAUAAGCGACUGCAGCAGCGACACCGUCAGCGAGUUCUCCAUAGACUCCAGCAGCGACCGGUCGAGCAUCAUAUCGCUGGAGGAUUCGCUGGACGCGUGGUGCCGGCCGUUGAGCCAACAGGCGCACAGGAUGGCCAAGCUGUCGGCGUCGUGUUUUAACGUGUGGGACGCCGCGUCGUCGCAACGCAAGUGGCCAAAAGAGUGUAGCGGCGCGGUGGCGCGCGCCAUGUCGCAGUUCGCCAGCGGCGACUGCAAGUCGGCUUCCCGGCUGAAGGUGUUCGACACCCGCAACGAGAUCAAAGACAAACGGUGCGUCGGCCUGGAGUUGAUGCGCGAACACAACAGCAACGUGGUGGUGAUACGCGAGAUCAAAGCCAACGGCGGCAGCAGGUACGCGCGGUGCAGCGAAGUCAAGUGCGAGUCGGUGCAGUCCAGGAUCCGCCGGCUGCAAGUGCACAACGGCGUCCAGAUGGAGAAGUCCAACAUUUUCUGACCUCAGUUCGUCGCCACCGUCGUACACGGCCAAAAGCCGUCGCUGCAUCUAGUCCAACCGCAACAAUCUUGUGUUUUUACUGUCUCAUACAAAUAUUAUUAUUAUUAUUAUUAUUAUUGUCAUAAUCGUCAUCGUCGUCAUCGUACAUAUUAUUAUUACCUAUUUACUAUUUUGUGUAUUCUGUUGUUGUUGUUGUCGUCAUAUCUUUUUUUGUUCAAAUGUGCUCGAAAUUUUAAAAAGAGAAGAGGAAAAAAUAAUUAUUUAUUAUUUAUUCAACUGCCGUUAUUUCAUCGUGUAUUAUAAUAUAUUUAUAUAAAUAAAACUGUAUUCUUCUUCUGCGUCUUCGUCUUGUCGACGGACAAAACCUGUAAGCGGGGUUUUAUUGGAAAAAAAAAUAAAGUAUGUUUUUAAACGUCAUACGUUUUGUAAAAUAUGAUAAAUAUUGUGAUUUUACUCUUGCGACCCAAAACACUCUUCUAUGGACCUUCUCAUACAUGUGUUUGUGUGUGUUAUUUACUAUUACUAAACUUUAUAUUUAUCAAUUUUUUUUUUUAUUGUUUAAAAACAAUGUAUUCGAACACAUUUGCAACAAUUUAAAAGUGAAAAAAAAUGUUGUGUUUGAACUGAUUAUAAAAACUAUAUUAUAUACGUAGAUUUCCUUUUUUUUUUUUUUUACUCAACUUAUUUUAAUCAACUAUUCCAUCUACGAAUAAUGU
Adelges cooleyi (spruce gall adelgid) is the source of this 3168-nucleotide messenger RNA. RefSeq names its product calcium/calmodulin-dependent protein kinase type IV-like. Gene Ontology annotation, biological process: protein phosphorylation; intracellular signal transduction; positive regulation of apoptotic process. Gene Ontology annotation, molecular function: ATP binding; protein serine/threonine kinase activity. The coding region runs from base 479 to 2452 and encodes 657 amino acids. Gene Ontology annotation, cellular component: nucleus. Lineage: Eukaryota; Metazoa; Arthropoda; Insecta; Hemiptera; Adelgidae. The transcript has 6 exons. The record is from RefSeq and is a predicted model, not a curated record.